Messenger RNA from Haliotis rubra (blacklip abalone), 4306 nucleotides. Its product is annotated as peroxisomal acyl-coenzyme A oxidase 1-like. NCBI's taxonomy places the organism in Eukaryota, Metazoa, Mollusca, Gastropoda, Lepetellida, Haliotidae. The record is from RefSeq and is a predicted model, not a curated record. Gene Ontology annotation, biological process: lipid homeostasis; fatty acid beta-oxidation using acyl-CoA oxidase. Gene Ontology annotation, cellular component: peroxisome. Gene Ontology annotation, molecular function: FAD binding; fatty acid binding; acyl-CoA oxidase activity. The transcript is spliced from 15 exons. The coding region runs from base 6 to 2021 and encodes 671 amino acids.
ACAAAAUGGCGAGUGACAGUGUGGUUGGAAAUGUCAGCGGGAAAAUUAAUCCCGAUCUGCAGAAAGAACGUGUUACUGCGACAUUUGAUGUCCGGGAGCUGUGUCACCUAUUUUACGGAGGACCGGAAAAAUUAAAGCGGAAAAGGGAACUGGAACAUCUACUGUUUAGCGAGCCAUUAUUUCAAGAUGCAGAGAGAGCGUUCAUGUCGAAGGAAGAGAUUUAUGAACUGUCGGUACAAAAGUCUGUAAAACUGUUUGAAUGGAAGCGGCGGUACCAGUGGACGGAGGAAGACUUUGAGAUGGCUGUUGACCUGACAAGUCAUGACUUGGCACUUGGUCUGCAUCACUCCAUGUUCAUUCCCGGGAUUGAACGGCUAGCUACAGACGAACAGAAGGCAAAAUGGCUGCCAUUAGCUCUCAACUUUAAAAUCAUUGGAACUUAUGCACAGACUGAACUUGGACAUGGAACCAACUUGUUGGCGCUAGAGACAACAGCGACCUUUGACCCCCAGACCGAUGAGUUUGUGAUGAACACCCCAAAGAUCACAUCGAUGAAGUGGUGGCCAGGAGGGUUAGGAAAAUCCAGCACUCAUGCAAUAGUAUUGGCCCAACUCGUCCUUCGAGGGAAGAAUUAUGGAAUGCACCCUUUCAUGGUACAGCUUCGAAGUUUAGAAGAUCACACACCCAUACCAGGUGUCAGCGUGGGUGAUAUAGGUCCCAAGCUGGCCUUACAGAACAUUGAUAAUGGCUUCUUGAUGAUGAAAAAUGUCCGCAUUCCUCGAGCAAACAUGUUGAUGAAAAAUUCCCAGGUGUCGAGAGAUGGUCGUUUCAGCACAUCAGGGUCAAGCAAAGCCAACUAUGCCACAAUGAUUCUGGUUCGUGUGAAAAUACUCAAGUGGAUGAAAGGUAUCCUCAUGAAAGGAGUGACCACUUCUCUACGAUACAGUGCUGUGCGCAGACAGUCACAACUUAAACCAGGUACCGAGGAGAUGCAGAUCCUCAGCUACCAAUCCCAGCAGUACAAGCUGUUCCCGGCCCUGGCAGCAGUCUAUGCCUACCAGUUUGUGACGACAACCAUGACGGCCAUGUAUGAGAAGGCUUAUGAAGAAAUCAUAGGUGGAAACAACCGGCUUCUGGCAGAGCUUCACAGUCAGACGUCCUGCUUGAAGGCUCUGCUGUCAGAAGAGGGUUGUGUUUACCUGGAGACUCUAGGCCGGGCAAUGGGGGGACAUGGCUACAUGCUGAUGGCAGGUGGUGGACCGUACUUGCUGAGUGCCAUGACUCUCCCCACAGUGGAGGGAGAGAACACAGUGUUGUACCAGCAGACGGCCAGGUAUCUGAUGAAGCAAGUGGCCAAUGCUCUGUCUGGGCAGCAACUGCAGGGUUCAUCGUCCUACCUGGCUGCUGACCCAGGAUACAUAUGUCCCAUCCAGGACUUCAACAACUGCAGGAACCUUCGCACACUGCUGGACAUCUAUAGAAACAGAGCUUAUGGGAUUGUGACCGGCACUGCUCGUAAGCUUCACGCAGACAUGACAAGUGGGAUGGAACAACAUAUAGCAUGGAACAACAACAUGAUCCGACUAGUCAGGGCAGGGAAGGUCCACAGCCAGUUCUAUGCCCUGGAAUGUUUUGUAGAGGGAGUGGAGACUGCCAAGGUCCGACCUGAACUGGGGGCUGUUCUACACAAGCUGUGCUGCCUGUAUGCCCUGUACGGCAUCUCAAACAACAGCGGAGACUUCUUGGAGACAGAAUCUGUGAAUCUUGCCCAGAUGGAGAUGUUGAGAAGUGUGGAGUAUCAGCUCCUGGCUGAGAUCAGACCUGAUGCUGUUUCUUUGGUGGAUGCUUUGGAUCUUCAUGACGUCCACCUCCUUUCUGCGCUGGGAUGUUACGACGGCAACGUGUACGAGCGACUCUACCAGUCUGCCCUGAAGGAACCCAUGAACAAGACUCAGGUUCAUCCGGUCUACUACAAGCACCUCAGGGGGCUACUGAAGGGCUCCACCCUGUCCAAGCUGUAGAUGCUGGAACAAGCAUGCGUGACCAUCAUCCGGACGUACUGAGAUGCGUGUUCUACACAGUGAUAAAUAGUUAUUGAUGUUUAAUUCAUGUGUUUACCGUGAAAACAAUUGAUGUCAGAGUAGUGUAUAGUCAUUGAUCUUUUACUUCAGUCUUCUACCAAGCGGAACUUGAGAAUAGUACAUGUUUUAUCUUUAACUUUUGAGUUUUACAAGAAAGAACUAGAAUAUGUAGUUAUUCUUAUUUUACAUUAUGUUAUUCCUAAUGACAGUUUUAACAGAUGAUGUAUUUAACUGCUUUUCUGAUUUUAAGAUGAUCUGUUUUACCUUAUUCUUGUAUCUAAAGGUAAUCAUCAACCGGUACCUGAAGACUACCAGACUUGCAUUAUCACAUGAAAAUGUCAGAAUGGAGUUAUGUAUUUGUAAACAGUGAUAACAUGAAACAGAAAUUUCAGUUGAUACGUUGAAAGCUAUACAAGGCAAGUUUUCCACAUAGCAGUUACGAUGCCACGACACUGUCGACAGAUUUGUAUGCUGGUGUUCUGUGACUCCACAUCAAUGAGCUGUGAUACAAGUUCAGCUGCAUCAGAGUGAGUGAGUGAGUUUAGUUUUAUGCUGCUUUUAGCAAUAUUCAAGCAAUAUCACAGCAGGGGGCCACCAGAAAUGGGUGUCACACAUUGUACCCAUGUAGGGAAUCGAACCCAGCUCUUCAGUGUGAGAAACAAACACUUUAACCACUAGGCUACCCGUUGGCCCCAGCUGCAUCUCCCAGCAGCAAGUAAUGACAUCACAUAAGAAAUAUAUAGAGGUUAUCACCCAUGUGUUCUUGGAUGGUACACAUUUACAUGUUGCCACUUGUAUCAUUCCACUCAUCAUUGGAUGAAUUUGCAGUUGAAUUUCAUUAUCAACUCCCUGGGGGAGGAUGCAACCCAAGCUGCCUUAUAAAAUACUGGAACAUUAACACAUUAGAUAUCACAUGCUUCACAGUGCAGGGGUAUUGGGAGUUGGACAUAGCUGAUGACCAAAUAUUCUCACCACUUACUGUAUGUCUAUCAUGAUAUAGAGAUAAUAUUUUGUGCAUUUCCCAACUUGACCAGAAAUAUAUUUAGAUAACACUUACUGGAUGUCUAUCAUGAUAUGGAGAUAAUACUUUGUGAAUUUCACAACUUGACCAGAAAGAUAUUUAUAUGACAUUUACUAGUUAUUGUGAACAACUGAGAUGAUUUGAUAGGCAAACAACUUCUUUAACUACACUGAAUGCAACGUUUUGAGGUAGAGAAUAACACCAUUAUCAAGUGAGCAUUUCUGGUAAGCUGAAGUGUCACAUUCAUAAUAAUGAAGAUACUUGGUGACUCAGUUAAAUUAUCUCCCCUGUUAACAAGGAAUGAUUUGGAUGAUUCAUGUUUCUUACCAGUGAAUCACUACCUCUGUUGGUGUCGUCCCAAUUCUGGUCAGUUCCUGUUUUUUAUCGUGUCCUGUAUUUUAUCGUGUUGUUUAUCCAUCAUUAUAUACUCAUGGGAACGAAUAAGGGAAAACAUGAAAGUACAAGUGUUCCUUUAUCUAUUUCCAGAUUUUCACCCACAUUGCAAUAUAAUUAUAAAGCAUGGCAAGAAACCCGGAAAAGAGUAGAGGAACACUUGCACUUUCGUGUGUUCCUUUAUUUGUUUCCAUGAGUAUAUGUUUGCGAUAGAUGUUGCUGAAAGCAUUGGGAACAACAUCAGACUAAUCUAAUGGCAAUGUAUACCUUGCCUAGUAAUAAUUUGUAAAAUUGAUUAAACAUCCUAGUCAGCUAUUUUUCCAUUUUGUGUAUGCAAUCCAAUUCUAAAUUUUGUGUUUGCUUGAUGUAAAUUUAACCUGUUUUAAUCUCAACUUUUGUUUACAACCUGAUGAUGCCCAUUGGGCAAGAUGUUUGUUUGUUUUAUGAAUUUUUGGCUAAAAUGUUUGGGUUGGUAGGUGGAAAAUAUAUUGAAAUAAAAACUUCAAAUAAAACAACUAAUACCUCAAAAUGUGACAUAGAUUUGUUAAAAUGAUUUUGGGACAGGAUGAAUAGGAAAAGAAAUAAGUUCUGUUCUAUAAGAGACUUGGAUGUGUUGCGAUUCUUCAUACUUUGUUUUAUUUUGAAGUUUUUAAGAUUUAUUUCAUGGAAGUUUUAAUUAUUGUAUUUUGAAUAAUAGAUAUAUGUUGAUACCGAUAGUAAAUGGGUUUUCAACAUUUUACUUGUGGUAUUCAGAAUAUAAACAUGUUGCCAUUUGUAUUAUUUCAGUUUUGAGGAUUUGUAAACCAGAUUU